Molecule: messenger RNA, 1276 nt
Organism: Phoenix dactylifera (date palm)
Lineage: Eukaryota; Viridiplantae; Streptophyta; Magnoliopsida; Arecales; Arecaceae
Product: WRKY transcription factor WRKY76-like
Biological process (GO): regulation of DNA-templated transcription
Molecular function (GO): sequence-specific DNA binding; DNA-binding transcription factor activity
Source: RefSeq, a predicted model, not a curated record
GAAUACUCGCAACUCUCGUUCACAAAUUAUUAGCCUUAUUCUCAGCAGACACGCAUGGAUAUGUGAUACCCGGCAACCAGCCAGUUUGCUGCACCAUUAAUGGAGUCGGCGUGGAUCGAUCACCCCUUCCUGAGUCUCGACCUCGGCGUUGGACAUCUCCGGUUGCCCGACCAAGCUCCGAGGAAGCUUAAUACCGAUCCCAUGCACGUCGAAGGGACUGCUUUAUUAAAAGAUGAGGCCGAAGAUUUGGAGGCUAAGUUGAAUCGGAUGAGUGAGGAGAACAAGAAGUUGAACGAGUUGCUUAGUGCCAUAUAUGCUGACUACAGCACCCUCCGGAGCCAGCUUUUUGAUCUCACGAGCACUUCUCCUAAAGAGAAAGGAUUGGUUUCGCCGUCGAGAAAGAGGAAGAGCGAAAGCCUUGAGAGGAUCAGUUCUGAUGACAUGACUUACGAGAGGACUGACGGCGUUGGCAAUCGUGUUGAGAGCGCAUCGAGCGAAGAUCCAUGCAAGAGAUUCAGGGAAGAUCCUAAGCCCAAGAUCUCAAGGGUUGGUGUGCGAACAGACCCGUCUGAUUCGAGUCUGGUGGUGAAAGAUGGGUAUCAAUGGAGGAAGUAUGGUCAGAAGGUCACCAGAGACAAUCCGUCUCCUAGAGCCUACUUUAGAUGCUCCUUUGCCCCUUCCUGCCCUGUUAAGAAGAAGGUUCAAAGGAGCGCCGAAGAUAGAUCGAUCUUAGUAGCGACAUACGAAGGCGAGCACAACCAUGUUCACCCUUCACAGACUGAAGUGAUCCAUGGUUCUUGCCAAAAUGGAUCACUCCCCUGCUCUCUCUCCAUCAACUCUUCCGGCCCGACGAUCACCCUUGACCUCACUCAGCAAGGAGGGAAGGAUUCCAAGGAAAUCGAGUCACCAGAAUUCCGACGACUUCUGGUCGAGCAGAUGGCCUCAUCACUGACAAGAGAUCCAAACUUUACGGCUGCGCUUGCGACCGCGAUCUCUGGAAGAAUUCUUCGACAUCCACCAGCUUAAGAUCAAGCAAAUCUAUACCUAUUUGCUUGCCUUGUAUGUGCUCUUCUUGCUGGUGUAGAUUGCUGCUUUUCAUGUAUAUGUAUAUGUAGAAUUAUGUAGCAUUAAAUGUCAAAUGUUGUUUGAGGUGGUUCGGCUCAUGACCAAGUUAAUUAGUACUUGGAUGAACGCCUUCUUGUAUUGAAACUUUUGUUUUAUUUAGAUAACAGCCUGAUUGAUCCAGAAGAGAUCGAGAUUGAUUCCAAGUUGCUGA